UUCUUUUUCCUCUUAUUUUGUCUUCAUCUUCUUUCUCUUCAUUUUCUCCUUGAAAGUUGAAACGAAGCAAAAGCUAUAUAUAUGGAGAUUGAAGCCCAUUUCAUGGUUGUAUUGGUUUCUGGUGCUAAUGAAGCUCCAAGUGGGUACAGUGCCAUGCAAUCCAACAUAGACAAAAUAACAUUCUCAAAUUCAUGAAACCUCUUCAUUUGCCCAAGUUAAAAGCCUUUGUUUCUUCAAAAAUAAAAACUUUGUCAUCCCCACAAACCCCCUUCUUUUAUGAGGAACUUCUGGGCAAAGCAUUAGACCAAUACCCAGAUAUAAAAACCUUGAAAAGUGUCCACUCCAAGAUUUAUUACCUCAAUUUUCAUGACAACCCAUCUCUAGGAAUCAAGCUCAUACGAGCAUAUGCUGCUUGUGGUGAACCCUUGUUUGCACGGAAGGUGUUUGACGAAAUUCCUGAGAGAAAUGUUGUGUUCUAUAAUGUCAUGAUUAGAAGUUAUGUCAAUAACCAUUGGUUUGAUGAUGCAUUGCAUGUUUUCAAGGCCAUGGUUAAUGGUGGGUUUAGUCCAGAUCAUUAUACUUACCCUUGUGUUCUGAAGGCUUGCUCGUGCUCUGACAAUUUGAGCUUUGGGUUGCAGCUGCAUGGAGCUCUGCUGAAGGUUCGGCUUGAUUCAAAUGUGUUCGUUGGGAAUGGUCUCAUUGCAAUGUAUGGGAAAUGUGGUUGCUUGCUCGAGGCAAGGCGUGCUCUAGAUGAAGUGCCAAGCAGGGAUGUUGUAUCGUGGAACUCAAUGGUUGCAGGAUAUGCGCAGAAUAUGCAGUUUGAUGAUGCAUUGGAGGUUUGUCGGGAAAUGGAGGCUUUGAAACAAAAACCAGAUGCAGGUACAUUGGCUAGUCUCAUGCCAGCUGUAAGUAACACAUCAUCUAAUAAUGUUUUGUAUGUUAGGGAUAUGUUUAUGAAUUUAGACAAGAAGAGUUUGGUUUCAUGGAAUGUGAUGAUAGCCACAUAUAUGAAAAAUUCUAUGCCUAGCAAAGCUGUAGAGUUGUAUUUAGAAAUGGAGAAAACUGGGGUAGAACCUGAUGCAAUCACUUGCGCUAGUGUUCUUCCAGCUUGUGGGGAUCUCUCAGCUUUAUUGUUAGGAAGGAGGAUUCAUGAAUAUGUUGAUUGGAAGAAAUUGUGUCCAAAUUUGCUAUUGGAAAAUGCAUUAAUAGACAUGUAUGCUAGAUGUGGAUGUUUAGAUGAUGCAAGAAAAGUAUUUGAUAGGAUGAAACUUCGUGAUGUUGCUUCAUGGACUUCAUUGAUAUCUGCUUAUGCUAUGGCUGGACAAGGUUGUAAUGCUGUGGAACUCUUUACAGAAAUGCAAAAUUCUGGUCUGAGCCCAGAUUCAAUUGCCUUCGUCGCAAUUCUUUCGGCAUGUAGCCAUUCAGGAUUACUGGAUGAAGGGAAAAUCUAUUUUAAACAGAUGACAGAGAAAUAUAACUUAACACCAAGAAUUGAACACUUUGCUUGUUAUGUAGAUCUUUUAGGGCGUGCCGGUCAAGUAGAUGAAGCUUACAAUUUCAUCAAGCAGAUGCCGGUGGAGCCCAAUGAAAGGGUGUGGGGUACACUGCUUAGUUCUUGUCGUGUGUACUCCAACAUGGACAUUGGGGUUUUAGCAGCUGACAACCUACUUCAGUUGGUUCCUGAGCAAUCAGGUUACUAUGUCUUGCUAUCCAAUAUUUAUGCCAAGGCCGGAAGAUGGAAAGAAGUUACUGCUGUUCGAUCAUUAAUGAAGAGAAGGAGAAUUCGAAAAACACCUGGAAUCAGCAAUGUUGAGCUGAACAAUCAGGUUCAUACUUUUCUCGCAGGUGACACGUUGCAUCCACAAUCAAAGGAGAUCUAUGAAGAGCUUGGUGUGCUAGUGGGGAAGAUGAAAGAGUUAGGUUAUGUCCCUGAGACCGAUUCUGCUCUUCAUGAUGUGGAGGAGGAGGACAAGGAAUGCCAUCUUGCUGUCCACAGCGAAAAGUUAGCCAUUGUGUUUGCUCUGCUGAAUACUCAAAAUUCUCCAAUCAGAAUCACAAAAAAUCUUCGUGUUUGCGGAGAUUGUCAUAUUGCUGCAAAGCUUAUCUCCAAGAUUGCUGGACGGGAAAUUGUCGUUAGGGACACCAAUCGGUUCCACCAUUUUAAGGAUGGUAUAUGCUCUUGUGGAGAUUAUUGGUGAGUUCCCAGUGAGAGUAUAACUGUAUCCUACAACAUUACAAUAAUUUUGAAAUAUAAUCUGUAUAUGAUGGCAGAGAUUUUUAUUUAUUUUUAACAUUUUUUCUGUACAAAUAUACUCAACUUUUAUUCAAUAUUUUUGGUUCCAAA
This is a messenger RNA of Arachis ipaensis, 2344 nucleotides long. Its product is annotated as putative pentatricopeptide repeat-containing protein At3g49142. Gene Ontology annotation, molecular function: zinc ion binding; RNA binding; protein binding. NCBI's taxonomy places the organism in Eukaryota, Viridiplantae, Streptophyta, Magnoliopsida, Fabales, Fabaceae. Gene Ontology annotation, biological process: RNA modification. The record is from RefSeq and is a predicted model, not a curated record.